Messenger RNA from Eleginops maclovinus (Patagonian blennie), 3069 nucleotides. It is a transcript of the gene gskip, whose product is annotated as gsk3b interacting protein. Gene Ontology annotation, biological process: regulation of canonical Wnt signaling pathway. The coding region runs from base 150 to 668 and encodes 172 amino acids. NCBI's taxonomy places the organism in Eukaryota, Metazoa, Chordata, Actinopteri, Perciformes, Eleginopidae. Gene Ontology annotation, molecular function: protein kinase A binding; kinase regulator activity. The record is from RefSeq and is a predicted model, not a curated record. Gene Ontology annotation, cellular component: cytoplasm. The transcript has 3 exons.
UUAGAUAAUGACGUCACAACAUGGCGGAUCUGUGUAUCGUACCGGACACUUCAGUGGGUCAACAUUUAUUUUAAGGUCGUUAUUUAGACACUACGCAGUCACUACUAAACAAAGUGUGGGUUAAUGUGUCUGGUUGUUUGUCACAUCUGAUGCGAAACAGAGAGCUUUCUAGCGUUAACUCCCACUCGACUGAAGCCUCUCCACGGAGAGCUUUGAGCGGGCUGGAAGCCUCCACUAGCCGGAAAAACACAAUCAGAGAGGAGGGGAUGGAGAUAGACUGCCAGCCUGAGGAACCAGUCAUCUCUUCUUUUGACGAGGACUGUGUCAUGCUUGGUGACGUCAAAGACAUGAGAUUGGAGGCAGAGGCAGUGGUCAAUGACGUUCUUUUUGCUGUAGCUGAAAUGCACUUGUCACAAAGUUUUAACAGUGGGAGGGAUGUGGCCUACAUAAACUUGGAAACAAAAGAAGGAAACCGGUAUUGUCUGGAGCUCACAGAGUCUGGACUACGGGUGGUCGGCUAUACUUUCGAUGAAGUGGACGAGGAUUUGAACACCCAGUAUCAUGAGACUGUUUACUCACUUCUGGACAAGCUGAGUCCGGGUUACAGAGAAGCCUUUGGGAACGCUUUGCUGCUGCGGCUUGAGCAGCUGAAGCAAAACGGACAGUAAAAAGAACCAACAUGCUGCGUAAGUGGUGUAGAGGGCUGAUAAUGUAAGGUGUAUUUGGAUGUAUCCACCUGCUUAGCUACCACUACAAUACGAGCCCCAUCAACUUUGUUCUGAUUUUCAUACCAUUGAAUGACUUCUACUGCUAGGUAUUGGCUAUAUGGGCUCUGUUGCAACAUUGUGUUGUUGACUUUACUGUGGUAAGAUCUUCCAGCUUCCACAUGAUACAAAUCCGUAUCAGUGCACAUCAUCUGAGUAUUCUGCACCUUUUUGUACUCAAAUUAUGAAUUAUUUUUCCAAUUUAUUCCUCUGCCGUGCUUUCACUGUAGAUCUGACCUGAUAUAUGCUCCAAUAUACAGUGGGGCAAAAAAGUAUUUAGUCAGCCACCAAUUGUGCAAGUUCUCCCAUUUAAAAAGAUGAGAGAGGCCUGUAAUUUUUAUCAUAGGUAUACCUCAACUAUGAGAGACAGAAUGAGAAAAAAAAAUCCAGAAAAUCACAUUGUAGGAUUUUUAAAGAAUUUAUUUUCAAAUGAUUGUGGGAAAAAAGUAUUUGGUCAAUAACAAAAGUUCAUCUCAAUACUUUGUUAUAUACCCUUUGUUGGCAAUGACAGAGGUCAAACGUUUUCUGUAAGUCUUCACAAGGUUUUCACACACUGUUGCUGGUAUUUUGGCCCAUUCCUCCAUGCAGAUCUCCUCUAAAGCGGUGAUGUUUUGGGGCUGUCGCUGGGCAACACAGACUUUCAACUCCCUCCAAAGAUUUUCUAUGGGGUUGAGGUCUGGAGACUGGCUAGGCCACUCCAGGACCUUGAAAUGCUUCUUACGAAGCCACUCCUUCGUUGCCCUGGCGGUGUGUUUGGGAUCAUUGUCAUGCUGAAAGACCCAGCCACGCUUCAUCUUCAGUGCCCUUGCUGAUGGAAGGAGGUUUUCACUCAAAAUCUCACGAUACAUGGCCCCAUUCAUUCUUUCCUUUACACGGAUCAGUCGUCCUGGUCCCUUUGCAGAAAAACAGCCUCAAAGCAUGAUGUUUCCACCCCCAUGCUUCACAGUAGGUAUGGUGUUCUUUGGAUGCAACUCUGCAUUCUUUCUCCUCCAAACACGACGAGUUGAGUUUUUACCAAAAAGUUCUAUUUUGGUUUCAUCUGACCAUAUGACAUUCUCCCAAUCCUCUUCUGGAUCAUCCAAAUGCCCUCUAGCAAACUUCAGACGGGCCUGGACAUGAACUGCAGGAUUUAAGUCCCUGGCGGCGUAGUGUGUUACUGAUGGUAGCCUCUGUUACUUUGGUCCCAGCUCUCUGCAGGUCAUUCACUAGGUCCCCCCGUGUAGUUCUGGGAUUUUUGCUCACCGUUCUUGUGAUCAUUUUGACCCCACGUGGUGAGAUCUUGCGUGGAGCCCCAUAUCGAGGGAGAUUAGCAGUGGUCUUGUAUGUCUUCCAUUUUCUAAUAAUUGCUCCCACAGUUGAUUUCUUCACACCAAGCUGCUUACCUAUUGCAGAUUCAGUUUUCCCAGCCUGGUGCAGGUCUACAAUUUUGUCUCUGGUCUCCUUUGACAGCUCUUUGGUCUUGGCCAUAGUGGAGUUUGGAGUAGGACUGUUUGAGGUUGUGGACAGGUGUCUUUUAUACUGAUAACGAGUUCAAAAAGGUGCCAUUAAUACAGGUAACGAGUGGAGGACAGAGGAGCCUCUUAAAUAAGUUACAGGUCUGUGAGAGCCAGAAAUCUUGCUUGUUUGUAGGUGACCAAAUACUUAUUUUACCAAUUAAUUCUUUAAAAAUCCUACAAUGUGAUUUCCUGGAUUUGUUUUUCUCAUUCUGUCUCUCAUAGUUGUGGUAUACCUAUGAUAAAAAUUACAGGCCUCUCAUCUUUUUAAAUGGGAGAACUUGCACAAUUGGUGGCUGACUAAAUACUUUUUUGCCCCACUGUACAUAACUACCACUCAUUCAGCAGCUCAAAGAGCCAAAGCUAUAUUCCUUCAAUUCAAGCUGCCUUAAUGACCUUUGGUUAAAAAUGUUCAAAAGAACCCAUUGACUCCUUUAACUUAUUUUGUAUAGACUGAGAUAAAAAAGGUAUUUUGUAUGGCUGACAAUUUACAUGGGUCACAAGGUCAUGAAACCAUUUAAAAGUGGGCACUGUCAAGUUUUGCGUCAAGAUUACAUUUUCCAUACCGCACUACACCUCAAGCUUGCCUUUUAAGCUUUUGCUAUACAGGUAAAUAAACUCCUUUGUAUUCAUGUCAGACCUUUGCUCUCAUUCUGUCAGACUUCAAAUCAUUUGUUUGUAUUCAGUUAACCUUUUUAUUGUGCACGUGACCUAUUUAAAAGGUUUACAAAAUGUAUUUUAAGAAAUGUGUUCCCUUUAUACUGUGAUUCCUUGUGCCGGUCGUUGCUUGGACCAAUAAAUUCUCAGAAUGA